Messenger RNA from Dermacentor silvarum, 470 nucleotides. Its product is annotated as lethal(3)malignant brain tumor-like protein 3. Lineage: Eukaryota; Metazoa; Arthropoda; Arachnida; Ixodida; Ixodidae. The transcript is spliced from 2 exons. The record is from RefSeq and is a predicted model, not a curated record. The coding region runs from base 1 to 390 and encodes 129 amino acids.
AUGGAGGCCAUGGAGGCCACGGAGGUGCCGGGGGCCCAGGAAGCCCAGGAGGCGCAGGAGGUGCAGGAGAUGCCGGGGGCCCAGGACUCGCUGGGAGCGCAGGAGGCACCGGGGGCGAUGGAGGCGACGGGGGCGCAGGAGGCAUCGGGGCUCCAGGAGGCCGAGGAGGCGCAGGAGGCGCCGGAGCGCCAGGAAGCGACGGAGGCCCAGGAGGUGACGGAGGUUCAGGAGGCGAUGGAGGCCAAGGAGGCGCCGGAAGCACGGGAGGUGCCGCUGGCCCAGGAGGCGCCGGAGGUCCCGGAAAUCCCCCCGGACGCCCAGGACAAUCCGGACGCCCAGGAGGCCCUGGGAGGAGAUGAAACCUUUAGCUGCGACACCAAAUGUGCAUAACAAUCAAGUAAAUACGAAUCUUCUGGCUUGCCAAGUCGGAACUUUUCCGAAGACCUUCAGCAGUCAACUUGAACCUCUGC